UUUUUUUUUUUUUUUCUUUUUUGGGGACGUUUUGGCUGGAUUUCCGUUGAGACAUACACGCGCGCUUUUUCCCUUCUUCGUUUUUGCGCCUUCUCGUCACUCGCCAAGGCACCGUUCCCCCCAUUCGUUCGCUCACCCUAUAGCCAGCCCUGAACAGCAUGUCGCUUGUCGGAUGGUCUGGAAAGGCCGUCGAGGCAGCCAAGAGCGCGCUUCGCUCCAACAACAAGGUCUUCUUGCCCAACUGGUACAUGAAGGUCGUCAAGCCCGGCAUCCCCGUCGCGCGAAACCAGGCCGUCUUCCAUGUCCCGAAGGAAAUGACCAAGUUUGACAUUCGCAACUACCUCGCAUCAAUCUACGGUUUGGACGUGCUCGCAGUCAACACGGUCAACGUGAUGGGCAGCCUCUCGCGCAUCCACGGCCGGUGGCUGCGCUUCAACAAGGGGUACAAGAAGGCCUAUGUCACCCUCGGAUCAGAGUUCUCAUACCCGCUGGCGGAGCCGGAGGCAAAGGCCCGCCGGCCGCGCGAGGAGUACCAGCGAACGGUGCCGCACACGCUCAUCGUGCCGACGCUCAGCGCAAACUCACGAACGCUGCGCAACGAGCCGCGCCUGGCCGCGCGCUUGAGACGCAAGGAGGGUGUGCAGAAGCUUGUUGACAGCCUCCAGCUUGCAGGACCUACGCCGGCGGCCCAAGAAGCGCUUGCUAAAAUCCAGGAGGAAACGCAGCAGCUCGCUCGCGGCCGUGCUCGCCAGCGUGCUGAUGUCAAGGCUGCCGCUGCCGCUGUGGUUGCCAAGCAGAAGGAGACGGCUGCCGCCGUCGCUCGUGCACGCAAGGCGCUCAAAGAAGGCAGCGCCAUGCCCAAAGAGCGCGUUGACACAAAGUCUGCGUUUGCCAAGCAGCUGGCCCGAGGACGGAUAGUGGAUCGCGAGCAAACCGAGCCCGCGCCAGCUGCUGCAAAUGCUACUGCUGCUGCUGCUCCAUCAGGAGACGUUCCGCCACCACCCGUGGCAUAGAUGAAGGGGAACGUACUGUAAUUGUUUUUUUAUCUCUUGGUUCUGUUCGGGUUUUAAUUCAACAAAAUACAAACCGGCG
Messenger RNA from Capsaspora owczarzaki ATCC 30864, 1092 nucleotides. RefSeq lists its product as hypothetical. Lineage: Eukaryota; Filasterea; Ministeriida; Capsasporidae. Gene Ontology annotation, cellular component: mitochondrial large ribosomal subunit; ribosome. The transcript is spliced from 2 exons. Gene Ontology annotation, molecular function: structural constituent of ribosome. The coding region runs from base 159 to 1013 and encodes 284 amino acids. The record is from RefSeq and is a predicted model, not a curated record. Gene Ontology annotation, biological process: mitochondrial translation.